CCUCCUCUCCACCCCUUCUAUCUAUCGCUGCUGCCAGCCUCCAAAAAAGAGCGUAUCCGUGAACAGUGCUGGCACUAUAUAGAAGACGGUAAGGUACAUAUAUGCUGAGAAUUCACGGUGGAUUUCCCUGACCAGGACCACUACUGAGCGACAGAGCCGACCAUGGAAGAACUUACGGCAUUCGUGUCGAAAUCUUUCGAUCAGAAAACCAAGGAGAGCAGCAAAGAGAGUAUCACGUACAGGGAAGUUUUGGAGAGCGGCUUGUCAAGGGCGAGGGAGCUGGGCAGCCCGGAGACAAACCUGCAGGACAUAACGGAGGGCAACCACUGCCCGGUGCAUCUGUUCAAGGACCAUGUCGAGCUGGAAAAGGAAAAACUGAAGGACUUUAAUGUUUCGAGGUCGACAGAGGGGAUAUACGAGUGUAAGGAGAAAAAGGAGGACGUGAAGUCGGAGGACGAGGAUGCACAGGGCAAACUGAAGCAGCGGAGGAGUCGCACUAACUUCACCUUGGAGCAGCUCAACGAGCUGGAGCGGCUCUUCGACGAGACGCACUACCCGGACGCCUUCAUGAGAGAGGAGCUGAGCCAGCGGCUGGGACUGUCCGAGGCCAGAGUGCAGGUCUGGUUCCAGAACAGAAGAGCAAAAUGUCGAAAACAAGAAAACCAGAUGCACAAAGGUGUUAUUCUGGGCAGCGGCAGUCACCUCGACGCAUGCAGAGUAGCACCCUAUGUCAAUAUGGGCGCCCUCCGGAUGCCCUUCCAACAGGUCCAAGCCCAGCUCCAGUUGGAUGGGGUCACCCACUCCCACCCCCACCUGCAUCCUCACCUGGCCGCUCACGCUCCCUACCUGAUGUUCCCGCCCCCUCCCUUCGGACUACCAAUAGCAUCGCUCGCCGACUCGGCCUCUGCAGCGGCGGCGGUGGCGGCGGCUGCCAAAAGCAACAGCAAGAACUCGAGCAUCGCCGACCUGCGACUCAAGGCAGGACUUCUGCGGGGCCAGUGGCUCAGUCCACUCCAGGCACAGAUCACAUCCCAAGGACCAUACAAACACAUGUGGAUGUCUGUCUGAGGGCCAGGCCGGGGCCCGUCAGACCAGAAGACGUUAGAACAAAGCAAACUGGCAGGGCAGCAGCAGGGCCAAAAAGCAGGGCCUCGCUGACGCUGGCUGCCGCCAUGUUGACAAUGCAGAGGGUUGAGCAUGGGGGGGAGGGAAGACCCAAACACCACCUCACCGAGGCAUUGGAACGGCUCUCACCUUUACACCCCUGCCGACCCUCCGCCCCCCCACCCCCUCUUCCGCCCCCACCCUCACUAGAAAAAUGAAGAAAAAAGAAAACAUUAAAAAAAAAAGGCCAUGUUUGUCUCCAACCACUGUGUUCCCUGCUGCUGCCAACUGCAUGAGCUCUAAUGGAGGACCGUUCUGGGACUGGCCUCCAUACACACCUGACAUAAACGCUCCACAACUUUUUUAACACUGCCAUUCUACAUGCCCACGACCCCCCGCCCCUGUCCCCCCACACCUUCAAAGAGAAAGGUCUCCAUUACGGUUUGCUAUCCUUCUUCUUAUGGACUUGUGCUAUAACAAAAGCAACAACUCAUUUUUCCUUUGCUGCGGAGGGGAGAGAUGUUACUCUGCGUUGCUGGGCAUGUGUCGGCGAGACUUGGUUUGCAUUAUCUCCUCACAGCGUGCUCUCUCUCUCUCUGUCUUUAUUUCUUUCUGUUUGUUGUGUUGUAUCCUGGGUAAAGAAGUGAAGAUAGCCUUUGCACUUCAGGUCUCGUAUGUGGGUGUUUACAAAUGGCACUACAAGCAGAUACUACUUUACUAAUUAAAAGGGGGAGGGGGAUUUGAUAUUGUCAUGUGAUCAGCAAAAAGGACAUUAUCUUUGGAUAAAGGGUAUAAAUGCGUUUUUUUUUCUUCUCUUUUUUUGUAAUUCUGAAAAUAAGAAGAAAGCAUCAGUCAAACUGAAAUGCAAUGGUGUGCAGUUUAAGUGCAAUACUGUAAAUAGCAAAAAAGUAAAAACAGCUAGCAGUUAAUCCUCAACGAUAAAGAGACCCAAUGAUUUCUUUCUGUUGUUUUUUCAUGCACUGUCGGAGUGUUGAAUUUCUUUGCCAAACACACCAGUUUUUCUACAGCAGUGUAUAUUUUAUUGAGUUCAAGAGAAGUCACUCAUUACCAGGUGCCAUAUCCCACCUCCUGUGUAUUCAAGCAGUUUUGUAUACAUCAGGUACAGUUAUCACUUGUUGAGAAGGACGAGCACAUUUUUGGAUGCAACAGAAAUUAGGGUUGGGUUCUAAAUAAUUAAAUAAAAAAUCUCCUCCAUCUACAUUACAAAAAUCAAUUUAAGUUUGGAUAUUGGGAAAUGUUCAGAAUAAAAUCAUCAAAUCAGUAUUGUAAACCAAGCCAAGCAGUUGUUUACAAUAUGAUUAGCUUAAUUCUGCAUGUUAUGCGUGGCAUUUCACCAUUAAUUUCCAAGUAAUUCAGACUGUUGUCUUGAACUAAUUGUUCCGGACAACAACAGAACAUUUGGAUUGUUUUGGAAUUCAAAAAUUAUUUUGACCUUUUAAACACUGCUGUCAGAGCUGCGCCAAACAUGUAGAUCUGUUUAAGAUCUUUGUACCUCUAACAGUCUCCAAAAAACAUUUUCUCUGUUAACAGACCUCCAUUUAGAAUUGUUUAUCUAUGUCUCCAUUUUAAAUUAAACAUAUUGGUGUUUUAUUUAUUAUUUUGUCUGAAAGUUUAUGAAAGAUGAAAUAGUUGAACUACAAGUGUACAUUUUUACAUGGCUUUGCAUUUAUUUUUGUAUGUUUUUUUAAGUGUUGAAUUUGAAUUAGGAGGUGUGGCUGUAGUGCAUUGUUUGCCUAAAAAAAAAAAAAAAAAUGUAGCGUGUCCGAGUUUACAAACAUUUCAGGGAUGGUUGAACUGAACAAUACUCCAUGGAAUUUGUUGUACCCAUUAAAAAUGAUUAUCAUUUCAUAUGCAAGCAUGCCUAAACAUGAAUCAUCGUACAGUUUGUUUUCCCCCUUUUGAUUCACAAAAU
This is a messenger RNA of Morone saxatilis (striped sea-bass), 3037 nucleotides long. It is a transcript of the gene shox, whose product is annotated as short stature homeobox. Gene Ontology annotation, molecular function: sequence-specific double-stranded DNA binding; DNA-binding transcription factor activity, RNA polymerase II-specific. Gene Ontology annotation, biological process: regulation of transcription by RNA polymerase II. The record is from RefSeq and is a predicted model, not a curated record. Lineage: Eukaryota; Metazoa; Chordata; Actinopteri; Moronidae. Gene Ontology annotation, cellular component: nucleus. The transcript is spliced from 6 exons. Bases 163 to 1068 code for a protein of 301 amino acids.